Nelumbo nucifera (sacred lotus) is the source of this 465-nucleotide messenger RNA. RefSeq names its product large ribosomal subunit protein eL39. Gene Ontology annotation, biological process: translation. The record is from RefSeq and is a predicted model, not a curated record. Gene Ontology annotation, molecular function: structural constituent of ribosome. NCBI's taxonomy places the organism in Eukaryota, Viridiplantae, Streptophyta, Magnoliopsida, Proteales, Nelumbonaceae. Gene Ontology annotation, cellular component: ribosome; cytosolic large ribosomal subunit.
GUUAGGGUUUUAUCACUUCACCUUUCGUGGCAAAAGCGGUAAACCCCUUUCCCCGCGUCGCCGAAUUUGGACCCAGAAGCGAAAAUGCCGUCGCACAAGACCUUCAGAAUCAAGAAGAAGCUGGCGAAGAAGAUGAGGCAGAACAGGCCCAUCCCUCAUUGGAUCCGUAUGAGGACAGACAAUACUAUUCGGUACAAUGCAAAACGCAGGCACUGGCGCCGUACCAAGCUAGGGUUCUAAGGUGGUUGUGUUUUUCCAUGUUUCUGCUUUUCAUAUCCAUUUUGUUGAGUCAGAAUUUGUAAGACGAUGGAACUAGCUGGAUUUGUUUCUUAGUAUUUUGUAGUCUGUACCCUAAUCUGUUGGAUUUAGGGUUUAUUUUCUUCUACAUUUUUGAACGAAUUUGUCUUUGGCAUAUUAUUUUCUUAUAUUUAUCAAUCUAAUUCAAGGAUAAAUUUUGUGGUACUA